CCGCGUCUCUGCCCCGGCCGGCGAUAGUUUCGUUCCGCCUCACUGGAUGGCGCUGCGAUCGGCGGCCGCGGGCGCCGCUGCGGGGAGACGGGCGCGCGGCGGGCCCGGCGGACGGCGCCGGCUCGCGGCGGCGCAGUACCGCUCCGGUCGUGACGGGUGAGGUCCGCACGCGCGCCGCCGCUGUCCGAUUCCUCCGCCGUGCGCCGCGCCAGCCAGUCGUCCUCCCGCUCCGCCAUGGGUCGCAAGGACAGCAUUCCCGACGACGCCCCGGCGCCGCGGCUCUGCGAGCUCGUCAAGUGGGCGCACUUCCAGGGGUACGGCUUCAACCUGCACUCGGAGAAGGGCAGGGAGGGUCAGUUUAUCGGCAAGAUCGACCCGCAGUCCCCUGCUGAGGCGUGCGGCCUGCAGGAGGGAGAUCAGAUUAUCGAGGUGAACGGUGUGAACACGAGCAAUGAGAACCACAAGCAGGUGGUGAGCCGCAUCAAGACGCACUCGGACCAUGCCAGCCUGCUGGUGGUCGACGCGAAGGCGGCCGAGUACUACAAGAAGCGGAACAUCGUGGUGAAUGGCUCCAUGCCCAACGUGAAACACAUGAAGAGCGCCCCGGUGACGGCGGCUGGGGAUAAGGAAUCUGAGAACAAGAGUGAAACUACCGCUGAAGAUAGUGCAAAACAGACGGCGUCACAGGCGGAAGGUAGCGACGAGCCCCCGCCGCCCGUGCCGCCCAAAACAGACCUGGCCUCUGAGGAACAGAGUCCCGCUGCCACCCCCGCCGAGGCGACGACCGAGUCUGAGGUCAAAUCAGAGACAGAGGCGAAAUCCGUGGAAGAGAAGCCAGCAGAAGAGAAGUCAUCAGACGAGAAACCAGCAGAAAAAGAGGAUGAAGAAAAGACGGCGGAGAGCAAACCCGAAGAAGACAAAGUCACCGAAAAGAAACCUGAAGAAGAAGAUGAGCCGGCGGAGAAACCCGCAGAAGAGAAGACACCCGAAGCGUCACCAUCAGAGGGCGCCAACCGGAAAUCUGAGAAGCCGUCUGAGAAACCGGCUGAAAAGGAGGCCGGUGACAGCAAGGUCUCAUCGCCGACCAUUGACACUUCGCUCCAGGUGGAGUCGGGCUCUGAGCGCACCCAGCCGUCGCCGGCCCCGUCCGCCGGCUCCACGAGCACCGUCGAGUCGGCCAAAUCGGCCGAGUCGGGCUCCACGGCCGCCGAAACGGACAAGUUCGGCCUCAAGCUGAACAUGACUGCUGCCGAGAUGCGCGAGUAUCUCAAGAGCAAGAAGCGUCACGACCCGCGCAACGACAACCUCACCUUCAAGCAGCGGCACCAGAUAGUGCAGAAUAUGUAGAGCGAGCGGGUGUGGAGAGAUGGGGAAGGCGGGGCUAGGCUCCCCUGGUCAGUGUUUGGUGAGAUAGAGUUGUGGAUGUAACUGAAGGACGAAACGCGAGCUGCGAUCCCAAGAAAGCGUCCGUUCAUGGAGUUUGUUGGAACGGUUGGCGGCGAAGGAGAGUAACCUCCAAACCGAGUGCAGACCAGCGAUCCAGCUAGCUCAGAUCAACACCAGAGUCCAACAAGCGCAUCAUGCCGUUGUCUCUGUACGAUCGGGACUGGAGAUAUCCUGUCUCCGGCACGGUGUGGGCGAGCCGCCGGUCAGUCAGCUGUGCAGCUUAGGUGGAGAGACGGCGGAUAUCACAUUGACGUUCAAUGUUAGGCGUAGCGAUGCCAGCGUGCGUUGGCAGUCCGUGUUGUGGUCAUGUAUUCAUUACGGACCAAAUGUCCACUUAGAUUUGUCUAUCGGAGCACUUCAUUGUAAUUGUGGUUGUUACUACCAGGAUACCAAGAUUGUAUCGUUGCUACAAAAUUAAAGACAGUUCUGCGAUCAGGCUAGACUAAUAGUGCUAAUCAAUAACUUUACAGUUAAACGUGCCGCAGUUUUUUAUCUGCUGUUAGUGUGUCCCUAAUUUGCUCAUUUUCCAAUGAAGCAUUCCAGUGACAUUUUCCGUACUAAUCACUAACAUUCAAGUGCCAAAUGCUUCCUUUGUAAAUAAAUUGUACACCAUAACGUGGUCUCUCCUCGUACGCAAGAACGCGUGCGCAACUGCGGUACGCUUACACAACAGCGUGAUUUUUCACUGCGGAUGGUAGGGCCCCCGAACGACAUUCCCAGUAUGACGUUCCACCUCUGACCUGCUGGUCAUCGUUCUGUCGCUUCGUGCCGUCCCGUCUGCUCUCUCGCUGGUUUGGGGCCAUGAUAAAUAAACGGACCAAUGUGCGCGUAACGUCCCAAGCCCCGGGCUUCGAUUGGAAAAUGAUCACCGUGAUUAGGCAGUGUGCGUCGGCUAGUGUUCUGAAUGUAUGCGAGCGAGGGUGCUGAUGUUGUUAACGUUUGCAGUGUCAGUGUGUUCGAUGUCCGUCCGCUCUACAAGCGCUGUGGUUGGGUGUUUGUUGCACUGCUGGCUAGCUUUGCGUUAGGGGAGAACUCGACGUCCGAUUUUGAACCAGCCUGUCGCCGCCAGUGAGCUUGUCUGUCAGCUGUGUCGCGCCGCGUCACGUCACGUACUGCUGUCGCCCGUUGCGUCACAUAACGUGACACAAGGUGACCCGAUGUGACGGCUCGUGACGUGCGCUGAUGUGCCCUAACGUCACAUGACAUGACCGUCUGUCAAGUCACACUUUCCGUUCCACAGCCACCGCAGUCACCGUGCGUUUCUGCGUGUGUACGCGCACAAUGUUUCCGCGUGCGUCUGUGCGUCCGCCGUCGUGCGCACAUUCUGUAGCGUUUGUGUACACGUGUGUGUGUGUGUCUGUGUGUACAUAGCGGACGGUCGGGGCCCGUUACGCCGCUCCGGCUCGAAUAGUUACAUAUCAGCAACAGUGCCCAACCAGCGCUCGGUCGUGGCCCGUCUGAGGCUUUCGGGCCUCCCAGCACCGCCUGACUGAAGCGUCCAAGCCUUAACUGUACCCGGCUGUUUGUACCUUGGCUAGCUUCGUACCCGAACAACCCCGACCAAUUAGCUCGGUGUGAACCCCUGGCAAGUAGCACGGUUCUCCCCGAUAGCACGGUUCUCCCCGAUGCAAUGACCGUCCUCCGCUGUGUCGCGCAAACAAUAUCAGGCAAUGCCGCCCAGCUCACCGUGGUAUGCAUGCGUAUUUCAACAUUUAUCUUAUUCCCCUAUGCUGAGAGUUGUACCCCAAUUCGUCUUUAUGAAGCUAAACUAGCUAUUCUAAACCUGGUGCAUAACACUUUGUAAAACUACUAGCUCCAAAAGAAUUCCGAGAACUCGUUGAAAUUAGCUUGAUCCUACGAUCAUGUAGGAUUGAUAAUUUAGCUUCAUGAAGCCGGACUGUAGAUUCUCGGUCGCUACUUCGUUUCCAAACUCUAAGUAGCUCCAGUGCGGCAUAUUUGUGAACCACCGGGGUGAGUGGCCCCGCCCGUUUCGUUUGUAAACGUGUGUUCUGUUUGUAUGUGUGUGUGCGCGCGCGGAACGGUGCUUGACAGGGCAGUGUAGCAGGAACUGACCCCUGCAUCGCCCCGCACUUGGUGUGAUUACUGUAUGUGGACGUCCGUGACUGUCUUUAAGCAUACGAUUGUAUUAAUCAGUUUGUAAAUACAUUUAUUUUUGCCGAUCCAA
Molecule: messenger RNA, 3631 nt
Organism: Amphibalanus amphitrite
Lineage: Eukaryota; Metazoa; Arthropoda; Thecostraca; Balanomorpha; Balanidae
Product: Na(+)/H(+) exchange regulatory cofactor NHE-RF2-like
Exons: 4
Coding region: 235-1347 (370 amino acids)
Biological process (GO): protein localization to plasma membrane
Cellular component (GO): apical plasma membrane
Molecular function (GO): protein binding; protein-membrane adaptor activity
Source: RefSeq, a predicted model, not a curated record